Cotesia congregata is the source of this 3138-nucleotide messenger RNA. NCBI's taxonomy places the organism in Eukaryota, Metazoa, Arthropoda, Insecta, Hymenoptera, Braconidae. The record is from the annotation of a GenBank genome assembly.
AUGUGGUUUAAACGAGUACUCAUUGUUGCUGUAUUUAUUUUCCAAGUAACAUCUUCAGAAGAUGCUACACCGACACCUCCUGGAGUUAUUCCUCUAGAAAAAGAGUUCAGUGUAUCGGAUCUAAGCUCUUCAGCAAGCUCUUUAGCAAGCGCUUCAUCAUCAGCGACCGCAACUGCUGUGUCUAACAGUACUGAUGGUAAUUCAACUACAACACCAGCAUCCAAUUUGACGGAUACUACUGGAGGAUUAAUGAAUGGAACAACUACAGCAGAUAAUUCAACAGUGCCAGCAAAUGGAACCAUUGAUAACUCGACAGUAUCAUCAAUAGAUCCGGCUGAUAGCAGUACAACAUUAUCCGAUGCACCAGAUACAAAUGUAACUUCUUUGGAUGCGACUAGUGACAACACAACAUCACCCGCGAAUCCGACUUGUAACAAGACAGCAUUACCCGCGAACGCAACUAAUGACAAUUCAACGUUAACAGGUGUAGGGUCAGACGGAAACUCAACUGCUCUAAAUUCUACAGAAUUAGCUCUUCCUGGAGGAAACUCCACAGCAGACAAUUCGACUCUUGCUAGCAAUUGUACAGAUGGAACAACUCCUGGUGGUAAUUCUACUGAAGAUGCAACGACACUUGCUACCAAUUUAGCAGAAGGAAUAACAAGUCCUGAUGGUAAUUCGACAGAAAAUGUAGACGGUACAAGUCCUAACUUGCCUGAUAAUUCUACUUUAGAUGGUACAACCCUCGAUAAAAAUUCAACAGCAGACAAUUCAACUCUUGUUGGCAAUUCGACUGGUGGAACAACUCCUAGUGAUAAUUCUACAGAUGCAACAACGAUGCCUGGUGGUAAUUCAACGGAAUUAACUCCAAGUCUUAAUUCUACAGAUGGUACAAUGCAACCUGGUCUAAAUUCGACAAAUGGAACAACUCCUUGUGAUAAUUCUACAGAUGCAACAACGAUGCCUGGUGGUAAUUCAACGGAAUUAACUCCAAGUCUUAAUUCUACAGAUGAAAAUACAACUGCAGAAGAAGAAAACCUUGCUGAUAACUCAACAAGCACAACUCUUUCUACUAAUUCAACAGAAGAACAGAAAACUCCCCAAGAUAAUUCAACUGCUACUCCAACACCCGAAAGUAUGACUCCUGGUUUGAAUUCAACAAUUGAUCCUACAGCUAUCACUGCUGGCGAAAUAGUAGAACCUACAUCUUCUGAGGACAAAUUGAAAGCAAAUCUAACUGCUGUUAGUGAUUCUACAGAAAAAGCAGCUUCUAAUUCUACGACAGAAGGUACAACUGCUGAUGGCAAACCCACAGAAAAGCCUUCUGAAUCCAAAGUAGACGGUACAACUGACAGUACUGGUUCUACAAAAGAAGACUCAACUUCUGAGUCACUUUUAGACACCGCAACUCCAGCUGAUAAUUCAACUUCCAGCGCUGAUUCUGAAAAAGGACCGACUACUCUUCUUCCUGAGAUAACUUCUGAAUCUCCAAUAGAAAAUACAAUUGAAGACACUAAUUCUACAGACGAAGCCACUACUGCUAGUAAUGAUUUAGCUUCCAAUGCCACGGCGGAAAGUACUGCUAAUUCAACAGCCGCUUCAUCAGCAAAAACUACAGAUAAAUCAGCAGAAGAUACAACUUCUGAACCAACAGCGAACGUAACUGCUCCUAGUUUAACCGAAGCAAAAACUAGCCCUUCAGCUGAUUCUGGAAUUGAUGAAGUUACUCUGACGGCUGACUCAAUAGUAGAACAUAAAACUUCAAAAUCCCAUGCAACAGUAAUACCUACAACUCCUUCUGAUCAUUCUACAGCAGAAGAUACCGAUUCUACUGCCAUUGAAAAAAAAACUAAAGAAUCAAUAUACAAAGCAAUAAAUGACAGAUUGUUAAACCAUAUGUCCGCAUUUAAAUUUGAUUUCUAUCAAACAGCCGCCGAUAAACAAGCUGCUUUGAGUCUCUCUAAAAAUGAAACCGAUUCUCUCGCUGAUAACUCCACAGCAUCAAAUUCUACUGACACUAACAACUCAACACUUUCUAAUAAUUCUACUGCUGAAAGCUCAACUUUGGAAGCUGACAGUUCAACCGCAGGACCAGAUCUCAGUUCAGCUACAGCUGUUUCUAACACAACUGCCGACUCAAAUUCAACUGCGACCUCAGAAGGCUCUGAUUCUUCAGCUACGACAGGAGCUUUAAGUUCAACUGCUUCACCAGAUGAAAGUUCUACUGGAGCUAGCUCGGGAGAUUUGACUGGAUCAACCAAAUCAGCUUCUGAUGCCGAUAAUUCAACAGCUUCUAAUUCUAACGCUGAUGCAACUUCUGCCGCGGCCGCAACCGCAAGCAGUAACUCCUCUUCCAAUACAACCCAAGAUGAAUCGACCUCUUUUGAAAAGUCAACGGAUCUUGCAACUGAAAUGGAAGCUCAUCCAACAACUUUGGCUGCUAAUUCAUCGCCCCAGAGCUCUGAUCAUUCACUCCAGUAUAAAUAUGUCGUCGUUGAUCCAAAAACUAAAAUACCUUGCGUGCUUAUGAGUGCUGUAAUGAAUUUGGAUGUUCAUUAUGAAAUGGCUAAUCAUACCAUGGCUAAUGGAAGUAUGACUAUUCCACCGACAGCACAAGUUGAAGGUACUUGUAGUUACACCGAUGCAAUGAUGAUAUUGAAGUGGAAAAACGAAAAACUUUCGAAAUCUAAACGAGAUGUGGAUAGCGAUGAAACUGGCAUGAACUCUGUUGUUUUUAAUUUCGUCAGCAAAGACAGCAAAGCUUAUCUCGACAAUAUUGAAGCAAAUAUUUACCUUGAUAACGCGACUUUCCCUUAUGCGCUGAAGGCGACCUUGAAGGAAAAAUCAAUCGAACGUUUAAGUCUUUUUGAAGCGAACAUUUCAACAGAAUACUUAAUUUGUGAUGAACGUACGGAUGUCCAUACUCCUAACAUUACUCUGUCAAUGAAAAAUGUUGCGCUGAUAGCAUUUAAUACCAAAGAAGACUUAGCUCUGAGAAAAGCUCACGUUUGUGGAAAUGAAGUUACUGUAAACGUAGGAGCUAUCAUUGGAGGAUUGACAGCGGCUAUUGUGAUAAUUUGCGUUAUUUUAUACUUUAUAUCGAAGAAAAGUAAAAGAACUAGCGCAAAUCUGCCAUGA